AAUAUUUGACAGCGCUUUGGUAGACCGUAAACAACACACGAAGACGCGGGGAAGCGGGAACCAGGCGCUGUGGAGGAUUUAAACGACCCAGACGGACAUUUAAAGCAGAUUUGGUUUUGUUAUGGAAGCGUUGUGCUUGAGGCAUGUAAAUGAAUUCUGCGUUUGGAAGCAGUGUGACGUUGAAGAAGAGAACCGCAGCCCGGCUCGGGCCCGACCCCUGGGACACCUGUGAACAGGAGGCGCUUCAUCAUCCUCACCCUCACGCGCGUUCCCACCCGCGUCUCGCGCUGCUCUCUCCACUGCUGGCUCUCUGUUCAGCACUCGGGGUUGUGAUCUCACACCUUUGUGCACUGGUAGCCUGGCUGGUCAAGCCGUUCUCCCGCACCAUGGCUGCUAAAGCCCAGGAUCCGGACUGCGAUGCCACGGGGGACCUGAUCAAGAAGCACCACAAGCAGGCGUUUGAGUUCAUCUCCGAGGCUCUGCGCAUCGACGAGGACGAACAAGGACCCAAGCACCAGGCGGUGCAGUGGUACCGUAAGGGCAUCGCGGAGCUGGAGAGAGGCAUCCGCAUCGAGGUCACAGGCACCGGCGAGAAAGAAGAGCGAGCCAGACGACUCCAGGAUAAAAUGAAGAAGAACCUGAUUAUGGCCAAAGACCGUCUGCAGCUAUUAGUGGGUGUCGGAGAAGCCGGGCUGAGCUCAGACCCCUCGCGAGCUGUACACACUGGCGCCGUUACUCCGCCUCACUCCAACGGCAGUCUCCGCCCAGGCAGCAGUGCUGUACCUAAGAAGACAGACUCCUCUUCAUCUACGUCGAAGGUGAAGCCUGCCCGGCCUCCCAGUGCCACACAGCGCUCAUUCAGCUUCACAGCCCCACCUGCAGGUCAAACAGCAUCGCAAUCCAACCACAAGACUCCAGCAGGUCGCAGUACUCCCAGAGUGAACACUAAAGCUGCUCCUUCCUCCACUCCACAGAGAAAAAAAGACAUGAAGAACUUUAAAAACGUAGACAGCAAACUGGCCAACCUCAUCCUUAAUGAGAUCGUGGACAGUGGCUCGACAGUGAGGUUUGAUGAUGUAGCAGGUCAGGACUUGGCCAAACAGGCGUUGCAGGAGAUUGUGAUCCUGCCAGCACUGCGGCCUGAGUUGUUUACAGGGCUGAGAGCUCCAGCGAGAGGACUGCUGCUGUUCGGGCCUCCAGGGAACGGGAAGACCAUGCUGGCUAAAGCCGUUGCCAUGGAAUCCAACGCCACCUUCUUCAACAUCAGUGCUGCCAGUCUGACCUCCAAAUACGUUGGUGAAAAUGAGAAACUGGUACGUGCUCUGUUUGCUGUUGCUCGAGAACUGCAGCCGUCAAUCAUCUUUAUUGAUGAAAUAGACAGUCUCCUGUGUGAAAGGAGAGAAGGAGAGCACGAUGCCAGUAGAAGACUGAAGACUGAGUUCCUCAUUGAAUUUGAUGGGGUACAGUCAGGAGGAGAUGACCGGGUGCUGGUGAUGGGAGCCACAAACCGUCCUCAGGAAUUGGACGAGGCUGUGCUCAGGCGCUUUGCGAAGAGGAUUUACGUGACCUUGCCCUCAGAGGAGACUCGGCUGAAGCUGCUGAAGAACCUUCUGAGUAAACAUGGCAACCCACUGACAGCAAAAGAGCUGAACCAGCUAGCCAGGGUGACCGAUGGUUACUCAGGCAGUGAUCUGACCUCCUUGGCUAAAGAUGCAGCACUCGGACCCAUACGAGAGCUUCGUCCAGAACAAGUGAAGAACAUGGCAGUGAACGAGAUGAGGAACAUCCGUUACUCAGAUUUCGUUGAGUCUUUGAAGAAGAUCAAGAAGACGGUCAGUUCUCAAACUCUAGAGCAGUACGUACGCUGGAACCAGGAGUAUGGAGACACCACUGUAUGACACACACACACACACACACAAGCACUCCUCCUCAUGUGACCUCUGGACUGUGACCUGAGACAUUACUGGUCCUUCUUGAAUCUUCUCACACUGUUUACCCUUUUGGAGAGCAGACACUCUGACAGCUUGUCCUUGAUGCUUAUGAUUUAGGAGACGUCACUCAUGAGGACCUGUUUGAUUUACAGAUUAUCGUUUGGUUAAUUGAUGUGUUAGAUUACCAGAAGAAAAACAGCGUCCACGCGUCUUUUUUCACGGUAUUUUUGUUGUCUCAGUGCAUGAUCAAACCUUAAUGCUAAAGAUCCGGCCCAAGCGGGACUGCACAGGAGUUUUAGUUUCGGUUAAUUCUCCACCAACACGAACGAUGACUGGAACAGUCACACUGACAUCAUCUGCACAUGCUGUUGAGCUGAAAUGUGGAAAAGGUAGAAAGGCUCAGCGGUUUCAUUAACGCCAAGACAAAACACUCCACUAUGACAAAAUAACAUUCAUUUAAUUGUGUUUAUUCUAAAAUAAAUAAAAACGAUCUUAAUUAAAAAAAAAUCCAAAACUUUGAAAUACAAACCUGCAUAUUUAACAAAUAUUAACUUGUGUAAUUUUUUUC
Molecule: messenger RNA, 2499 nt
Organism: Clarias gariepinus (North African catfish)
Lineage: Eukaryota; Metazoa; Chordata; Actinopteri; Siluriformes; Clariidae
Gene: spast
Product: spastin
Exons: 17
Coding region: 150-1898 (582 amino acids)
Cellular component (GO): microtubule cytoskeleton
Molecular function (GO): microtubule severing ATPase activity; ATP binding; ATP hydrolysis activity
Source: RefSeq, a predicted model, not a curated record